AUUUGUUACCGGACCACCGGAAGCGGAAUUGCGCAAUCGCAGUAACAGUCGAAGUUUAUGGUGGCAACGUUUUCGAGUUCCUUUUGUUUAAUACGAGCUUUUGAGAAGACACAGAUGUCACUUUGGCUUCUAAACUAUUAAAUUAGUUGAUUAUUUUCAGGAUGACCAAAGAGAAGAGACACAGAAGGAGGGAGUCUCCGGAGCGGGAGUCCAAAGUGAAGAUAAAGCAGGAGAAACAGAGCCCGGUUAGGCCACAGACAUCUCGACGCUCUCGGUCUGGAUCCAACAGCAACUCAAGUCCACAGAGGAGAAGAACGAGCAGGUCACCCGUUAGAACGAGGGACCGCUCCCCGGGUAGAAGACAGGCAUCUCCCCCAAGACGAGGCAGCAGAUCCCCCAGAAACAGGAGAAGCCCUCAUCGCGGUGCUGAUGUGAAAAUAAAGAGGGAGCGUGAGGAGCCUGGGGUGAGCGGUGAUGAUCGGAGGAGAAGAAACAACCCGCCAGAAGAGAGGAGGAGCAGAUGGGAAACAGACAGACCGCGCGAUAGAGACGGAGACCGCAGCCGAGACAGCAGCAGAGACAGAGACCGCAGCAGAGACAGACCCAGAGAACGAGACGCCCUUGCCUCCCAACAAGCAGAGAGACAGCAGCACGACGAGCGGCGCCGGGAAAACCGUCAGCGGCGUGAGGAAAACCAAGAGCAGGAUUUCGGUCAGUCAGAAGAUGGAAGCGAUGCAGCAGAGGGUCCUCCUGUUGACAAAGAGAAGCCCAACUUUGGACUCUCAGGGGCGCUGACAGAAGAUACAAACACAUUCCGGGGGGUCGUGAUCAAGUACAACGAGCCGCCUGAGGCUCGCAUUCCCAAGCGGCGGUGGCGAUUGUACCCUUUCAAGAACGACGAAACCCUCCCAGUCAUGUACAUCCACAGACAGAGUGCCUACUUGUUGGGGCGGCAGAGGAAAAUCGCUGAUAUCCCAAUCGAUCACCCAUCCUGCUCCAAGCAGCACGCAGUAUUCCAGUACAGGCUAGUGGAUUUCACCAGAGCAGACGGAACCUCUGGUCGCAGGGUCCGGCCUUACAUCAUCGACCUCGGCUCUGGCAACGGCACCUACCUGAACAACCAGCGCAUCGAAUCCCAGCGUUACUACGAGCUCAAAGAAAAGGACGUUAUCAAGUUUGGCUUCAGCAGCCGCGAGUACGUCCUUCUGCACGAGUUCUCCGAUACAGCCGAGGUCGACGCAAAACGCGAUGAGGAGGAGGAGGAAGACGAGGGUCUUGAUGAGUGAAUAAUCCCCACAAACUGUAUUACCUGAGAAUCAUUCAAGUGAGAGAACCUCACGUCAACAUUUAUCCAAGUUGUUUCUGCAGGGAACGGAACAAUUCAUUGAUGGUUGACUUCAUUGAACCAUCAACACACGGCCGGUUUGUAUAUUAUGUAAUUACCAAACGAUUGCUUAAACCUGCCACAACUGUCUCAAAGAAGACUUCCUAUUCUCAGGUUGUUUUUGUAAUGUCAGAGUGACGCACGACAGAUCUCCCAUUUGACAGUGCUCACAUUAUUAAGUGCUUGGUGCCAGAUAGAGAUAUCUUGCCAAGUCAGAUAGUUAAUUAUAUUUUUGGAUUACAGCACUGAGUGCAAAGAUUAGCUGAAGACCCAUCUCAUGUCUCUAUCUAUGGGCUAUAUAUGUCAAGUGUACAUGAUACAUUGAAUGUGAAUUCUAGACUCGUGUUACGUGUUGGUUAUUUUCAGAGUUAAAUAUUUCACACAACUUGUAAUGACAUUGCCUUUUUUUUUUUUUGCUUUGUAGUGCAGAGAAAAAAAAGUUGAUGCUCUUGUGUGUUUCAGGACUUCCCCUUUUUAUUUUUGAGGCCCAUUUAUAGUCAAAUUUCAUUUAUGUACUGUAAAUAAAGACGUUGAAAGUUUG
Molecule: messenger RNA, 1925 nt
Organism: Notolabrus celidotus (New Zealand spotty)
Lineage: Eukaryota; Metazoa; Chordata; Actinopteri; Labriformes; Labridae
Gene: snip1
Product: Smad nuclear interacting protein
Exons: 4
Coding region: 162-1286 (374 amino acids)
Biological process (GO): miRNA processing
Cellular component (GO): nucleus
Molecular function (GO): protein binding; mRNA binding
Source: RefSeq, a predicted model, not a curated record